AUGGCCUCGAUUGGGGGUGCCCCCACGACCCAGCUCCACGGCCAGGACCUUGGGUUCGACAGGGCCUUCGACAUCAACGACCCGUGCUUCUCCACCGACCAGUUCAGGAUGUACGAGUUCAAGGAAGGGUCCUGCGUGCGAGGGGACGCCUGCCCGUACGCCCACGGCAUCUUCGAGUGCUGGCUGCACCCCACGCGCUACCGUACCCAGAUGUGCACCGACGGCCCCCGCUGCCAGCGCCGCGUCUGCUUCUUCGCUCACCUGGAGGGCGAGGUGAGGCUGCCGGAAGGCAACGCGCCGCUGCUGAGCGCGGAGCUCCAGUCCUCGCUGGCCGCGGGUGCGCAUUGUUUGGAGGGGGUGCCUUUGCACAUCUCAUCAGGUUCCCUGGGGGUGUGCGCUGCUCGUGAGUGUGCCUGUCAGGCCGAUGCUCCCUGGUGUGCGCCCCGUAAUCCAAAUCCCAUGGUGCCCCUGUCUCCACACCCUGCCCCGCCCACCUUGUCCUUCCUCUCCUGCGCCUGUGCGCAGAGGCACUGGCGCUCCAGAGCGCCCGUCUGA
This is a messenger RNA of Auxenochlorella protothecoides, 555 nucleotides long. Its product is annotated as Zinc finger CCCH domain-containing protein 30. NCBI's taxonomy places the organism in Eukaryota, Viridiplantae, Chlorophyta, Trebouxiophyceae, Chlorellales, Chlorellaceae. Bases 1 to 555 code for a protein of 184 amino acids. The record is from RefSeq and is a predicted model, not a curated record. Gene Ontology annotation, molecular function: metal ion binding. The transcript has 3 exons.